AAGUGUGGUGAAAAUUUAAGGUGAGUUGCAUAACCUCAAAAAACUUUCAGUGGUUUCAUCGCAGUUCUGAAGAAGAUUUCAGAGAGUCAAUUUGUGGGUGUAAAAUGUCUAAGCCGGUGAAAUAUUACUACGACUUGCUAUCUCAGCCAUCGCGGGCGAUGCUGAUAUUUCUCAAGGUGGCCAAAAUUCCCUUUGAGAGCGCCCCAGUAGCCCUGCGGAAGGCCGAACACCUCACCGAAGAGUUCAAAACAGAAGUCAAUCGCUUCCAGAAAGUGCCCUGCAUCAAUGAUAACGGCUUCAAGUUAUCAGAAAGUGUGGCAAUUGUGAGAUAUCUCGCGAGCAAGCACAACAUCCCGGACAAUUGGUACCCGACAGAUGCGAAGAAACAGGCGCAGGUUGAUGAGUAUCUCGAGUGGCAGCACAACAACACUCGGAUCAGUUGCGCUCUGUACUUCCAACUCCUCUGGCUGAAGCCCCUGAUGACCGGCAAGAAGCCCACGCCGGAAGCUGUUGCUGAGCAUCAGAAGCGAGUUGAGGACACUCUCAAUGUCAUCGAGAAUGUUUGGCUGGCGAAAACACCCUUCCUGGCCGGCAAUGAAGUCACGGUGGCGGACAUCUGGGCUGCAUGUGAGAUCGAGCAACUCAUCCUCACGCCCUAUGACUUCCGCAAAGGACGUCCCAGGCUCUCGGCCUGGAUGGACAAGGUGCGCGCCGCCACCAAUCCGCACUACGAUGAGGCCCAUCAGAUUCUCAAGAGAAUCUCCGAGAAGACUGCGAAGCUGUGAGCAGAGCUCUAAGAGCCUGUUAAUCCCCGGUUGAGGUGCAAAUACAAUUCAUUUAUCUGUGGGAAAAAUGCUUGACCUUUGAACACAUUGUUUACUGCCUCCGCGUGAAUCGCAGAUUAGCGUUUCCUGGCCACACUUCGAGAUGGCACCACGCAUUUGGGUAUCUUUUGAAUGGCAACGAAAAAAGUGUGUACUUUUCCAGCAUUUUCUCACCAAUUAUUUACACUAAAAAUGGUUUUACAUUGACAAAACGAAAGAAUGCUACAUUUUUUAGUGCUUUAAAGGAUUUUAAGAAUUAAAAUAAACUUAUGCUCCGUAAAAGACAUACGAAAAUGAAUGUGUGAGGAUGCGCUUGCCAGGCUUUCCCAGGAUGUGGAUGAAUCUCGGGACGCGACAUCACUGGCUCCUGAUGGAGAGGAUUCGAUUUGAGGCGGAAGUCGCUGUAAUACUCUCGCA
This is a messenger RNA of Phlebotomus argentipes, 1241 nucleotides long. It is a transcript of the gene GstT4, whose product is annotated as glutathione S-transferase theta-1. Gene Ontology annotation, biological process: glutathione metabolic process. Gene Ontology annotation, cellular component: cytoplasm. Gene Ontology annotation, molecular function: glutathione transferase activity. NCBI's taxonomy places the organism in Eukaryota, Metazoa, Arthropoda, Insecta, Diptera, Psychodidae. The coding region runs from base 105 to 785 and encodes 226 amino acids. The transcript is spliced from 2 exons. The record is from RefSeq and is a predicted model, not a curated record.